Molecule: messenger RNA, 2756 nt
Organism: Camellia sinensis
Lineage: Eukaryota; Viridiplantae; Streptophyta; Magnoliopsida; Ericales; Theaceae
Source: RefSeq, a predicted model, not a curated record
UUCAUAUUCUAAUUUUAGAAAGAGUUUUUGCAUUGUCUUGUUUUUGUCUACGUAGCCUAACAUGGCCAAGAUGACACCAGGUUCCGAGGAACUUAUCAAAAGUGACCGAAUUAUGUUCAAGGGCACGGAAGACACUAUGCUGAUGAAGCAAAUUCAGGCAACUCAUGCUCCAGAUGGCCAUGAAAUCAACGUCAGAUUUAUUUUUCAAAUCGUUGAGGAUAUACUCACCCGUUCCGGCAUGCAUGCUCCAAGCUCCGUGACGAGCAUGGACAUCGAUGCACACGUGGAACAGAUGGAUGACAAAGGCCGCCAACACUCACUUGAGUCAGUGCAUCCUAUAAUUGAUCGACUUACGGGGGAGGUUAUAAAUUCAGAAAAAUGCUACAUAUAAUCGAAUUUCUUAUUCUAUUUUCUCACAUCUAGACACAAAGUGAGUGGAUCUCUAAUAAAUUUAUUAAUGUGGGUCACAUUGCUUUGUAUUUGGUAGGGAAAAAAAUAAGGUAAAAAAAUGGGAUUCUGUAUAACUUUGCUCAUAAAUUUAUUUUAACACAUACAGAAUUACAGUAGUUUCAUAUUUCAUAUUUCGUAUAAUACAAUAAAUGGUACGAAAAUGCAUGCAUGUCCUUUUAUAGUAUUUAUACAAUGUAAGAAAUGCUCCAAUCAUGAGAGAAAGACAAGGGUAAGAGGCGUUUAUUGGAUUCCCUAUAUCAUCCCUAUAAAACUUGUAUCAUUUUUUUUUUAAUUUUUAUUUUAUUCAAUUCAUUGGCAUCUAGAGAUUUAUUUAUUUUAGUUUUGUUUUUUUAAUUAUCUAAGUAACUAUUUACAUUACUAUUUAUCCAUUUUAAUAUGUAUUAUCAGAUACUGUUUCAAGUGUAUUGAAGGCAAAGAUGAUCAUCAAGUGGCAGCCUUAAUGUUUAACAUGCUAUCAAGCUAUUCAUGGGAUGCUAAGCUGGUGUUAACAUUAUCAGCUUUUGCAUUGUACAAUGGACACUUAUGGCUCCUCGUUCAGACUCAUACAUCAAACGUACUUACAAAAUCAAUGGCAAUGCUUAAGGGAUUACCACGCAUCAUGGAGCACAUUGACGCACUGAAAUUAUGGUUUGAUGAACUAAGCAAACUAAUCACGACCAUGUUGGAUUUGAGCCGGUGCAUUGUGGCGUUGACGGAGCUACCCUCUUCAUAUGUCACACAGGAUAUGCCUGCCUUGUCAGAAGCCAUGGCCACUGUCCCAAUUGCUGUCUAUUCGACCGUCAGAGGCAUGCUUACUUGUGCAAAUCAGAUCUACUUUGCCUAUAGAUAUGCAGCAUCUGCAGGGGACCUACCCACCAUUACUUACAAGAUCAACAGCAUACGCGACCAUCUUAAGAAGAAACUCGAUCUCUGCUACAAACUCAUAGAGGAGAAAAAAAAUGUUGAAGCUUAUGAGGCACUGUCGCAUAUCUUUGAAAUGGUCCACAUAGACAACAUGAAAGUUCUCAGGACGCUGAUUUAUCCCAAGGAUGAUUUGCAGCCACUCUUUGAUGGUUCUACUAAGAUAAGGGAUAAUCUGGAAGUUUUGAGGAGGAAGAAUGUAUUAUUGCUGAUAUCAAGCCUAGACAUCUCUCCGGAUGAGCUUUCAAUUCUCGAACAGAUUUAUAAUGAUUCUCGUCAAUAUGGAACAAGGUUGGAUAAUCUGUUUGAGAUGGUCUGGAUCCCAAUUGUGAACCAAUCAGUGCAGUGGACAGAGCCCAUGCAAAGGCAGUUUGAGAGCAUGCAAUCCACGAUGACAUGGUACACGGUGCACCACCCCUCAUUGAUUGAUCGAUUGGUGAUUAGGUUCAUCAAGGAGAGGUGGCAUUUCAAGAACAAGCCCAUCCUUGUGGUGCUGGACCCACAAGGUAAGGUGGUGAGCCCCAAUGCCAUCCACAUGAUGUGGAUAUGGGGAAGCAAUGCGUUUCCUUUUACCAGCUUGAGCGAGGAAGCCCUUUGGAUGGAAGAGACUUGGAAGGUUGAGUUGCUGGUGAAUGGUAUCGACCAAACGAUACUCAAUUGGAUUAGAGAGGGAAAAUACAUUUUCUUGUAUGGAGGGGAUGACAUUGAGUGGAUACGAAGAUUCACAACCAUGGCAAACUCUGUUGCGCGGGACGCACACAUCCCUCUGGAGAUGGUCUAUGUCGGAAAGAGUAGCAGAAGGGAACAAGUCAGGGGAGCCAUUCAAGCCAUCAAUACUGGUAAAAUGGGGACUGCUUGGCAAGAGCCUAUGAUAUGGUUUUUUUGGACUCGGCUAGAGAGCAUGCUCUUCUCCAAGAUUCAACUUGGCAAGGCUGAUGAUUGCGAUCCCAUGAUGCAAGAAAUAAAAAAACUGCUUAGCUAUGACAAGAGCAGAGAAGGAUGGGCUGUGUUCUGCAAGGGAUCGGAGGUGGUGGUCAAUGGGCAUGGGACCACAGUGUUACCUACUUUGGUGGAGUACACUGAUAUAUGGAAACAAAAUGUGGUCACCAUAGGGUUCGAUAAAUCGUUCAAAGAUCACCAUGAGAGGCUUCAUGGGAUUGAGCACCCGUGUUGUCGCUUUGAAUUCCCAAGCAUUGUGGGAAGUAUACCGGAGAGCAUGAAAUGCCCAGAGUGCUUGCGUAGCAUGGAGAAGCACAUCACCUUCAUAUGCUGCCACGAUGAGAAUCCUGCUACCAACAUACUUGACUGAAAUAUCCCGAUGUUGAACGAUUAUUAUUACACUAUUGCGAUUGAAAUAUGAAUAAUGCUUUUUGCUCUUGUGUAAU